Molecule: messenger RNA, 1249 nt
Organism: Quercus robur (English oak)
Lineage: Eukaryota; Viridiplantae; Streptophyta; Magnoliopsida; Fagales; Fagaceae
Product: serine/threonine-protein phosphatase 7 long form homolog
Exons: 4
Coding region: 1-1212 (403 amino acids)
Source: RefSeq, a predicted model, not a curated record
AUGACUACAAAGAAUGCUCCCACGCAUGUGCUUUCCGCAUAUCGCAAUCAAAUUGCUACAACACGACCCAACCAGGUUAAGUGGGAGCCAUAUGGACAUGACUUAAGCCACCUUCCUCCUAGUUUUUGCAUUGAAGGAAGUAGCGUAUGGAGGUCGACCGUUCCACUUAUAUGUUUUUGGCUUGUAGAGUUCCACCUACCCGAUCGUGUCCUACGACAGUUUGGGCUACAACAGGAACAACCCAGAGAUGCUAAUACCAAUCGCGAUUUGCACAAAAUAGAUGCGAGGGGCAAGGUAGAGAAAAAUUGGUCGAUGAUACAUGCAGUCCAUAUUCAGAAGUGGAAUGAUCGUGACGAGUACGUUUGUAAUGCACUCCGGAUGGAGGGGGUGAUGUCACGUCAUCAUCCAUAUAUGGUGUGGUAUCGUAGGAUCACUCGACUGUAUAUCGACCGUGCUAGCGCUAAGAUGGAAAUUUUGCUUGCAAUCCAACUGGCUAUCCUCAACUGGUUUAGUGAAGAAUCUUACGAAUACAAGUUCAUUAAGAAGGCCCUUGAGGAGGUGGAUGAGGUUGAUCGUAUUGAUGUGCCAGUCAAUGACGAAGUAGCAAACCAUACUGAAAUACCAGAUAUAGGGCCCAGUACGAGCUCAGUUGCUCCAGUGACAUGUCAUCAACCUGCCCCCACCCCUCCUUUGGCCACUGAGACCCCUGUUCCACCCGUGUCCACCCCUCAGGGCACAACCGGGCCUCCCAUGCCACCCAUCCCUCCCAUUGACAUUGGAUCUCCCUCGCGUUUUACCCAUACUGAAUUCGAGUCCUUCCCACACACCACCACCGUUGACCACAACUCACCCAUGGCCCCGUCCUAUAGCUCCCCCCAGACAGUUAUACCCACCCCUAGCCUUCAAACACCCCAUGUUGAGUUCAUGUCUACCAGCCCAAGUCAUACACAAUCACCUCAUACUUCCUCUACCUUGAUACAUGUUCCACAAGCCACGCAUCCACAUGAUAGUGACAUUGAGCAGGGGCAACGUGACCAAGUUGAGCAGCCACAGGAUGCAAAUGCUCAUGCUGCACCCAAACAGAAAUCGACUCGCACCAUCCAACCAAGGAGAUGCGGCACAGGUUCCCAUCUGGUAACUGAGCAUGUUCCGGCCAAGCAGUACACUAGACGCAACCAGAAAAAAAGUAAACGCGGGGAGGGUGCAGCCUAAUAUGUUAAAAUCCUAUAAGGGCUGUUGCAGUCUUAUU